This is a messenger RNA of Thecamonas trahens ATCC 50062, 1302 nucleotides long. RefSeq lists its product as uncharacterized. NCBI's taxonomy places the organism in Eukaryota, Apusomonadida, Apusomonadidae. Gene Ontology annotation, biological process: recombinational repair. The record is from RefSeq and is a predicted model, not a curated record. The coding region runs from base 1 to 1266 and encodes 421 amino acids. The transcript has 2 exons.
AUGUCGUCGUCUGACAACUCGGGCACCACCCUCAACCUUCUUCUCUCUCCGCUCAACUCUCCAGGCAAGCCAGGCAAGCGCAAGCGUGACGCUGCCGACCCGUCGCCUCCAACGCGCCCACCACCUACCCGCCGGCGCGGCGACGAGAACCGCCGCUCGAGGUCACACCGCAUCCGCAAGCCGGGCUCGUCCAAGGGCAAGUCCAAGACUCACACCCCGCAGCGGCGUAUUCCCGGGCCGGCCGGCCUGCUGGCUCUCCUCCCGCACCCGGAUCCGAGUACUCCGAACAAGCCGUCGGACUCGUCGCUCUCACUCUCGCAGCUCUCGUCCGCCGCCAAGAAGAAGGACGACAUCGACUUUGCUGCCCCAGGCUCGGCAUGGAAGGCCAUGCUCAACGCCUUUGGCCUCCCGUCUUUUCCACGUGCUGGCGACAAGCCGUCGCCACUCUUUCGCGAGUCCGUCGCCGGCGUCAAGGCCUCGACCGCCUCCAAGGUCUCCUCGCUCAUUGUCUUUGUCUCUCAGUUCUCUGCGACUCCGGCCGGUGACUUUGCCGUCGAAGUCAAGGAUCCCACCGGCUCGGUCGAGGGCACCCUCCACCGCCGCCUCCUCGAUCACUUCCCCACCGUCGGCGAAGGCGCUGUCCUCGUCCUCAUCGACGUCUCCGUCUUUCAGCCGCAGCGCCACGUCCGCUACCUCAACAUCACUACCGAGAACGUGUGUCUUGUCUUUGGACGAGGCGCUCCUCCGCACCCGCCCAAGCUCAUCAACGCCACCGUCGAGCGACUGCUCGCCAUAUCAACGCCACCGGCCGCGCCACGCUUUGCAAGCAUGGCCACUCACGCGCCAAAGUCACCGGCCAAUCUCUCCCGCAAGCUCUGGGCUGAUGCCCGCAUUGGCCCCGUCCCGCCGCCGGUCUCAUCCACUGCCGCGCCGGCCACACGUGCACCCCCCGCCGUCUCCAGCGCUGCCCUUGCCGCCCAAGCCGCUCUUGCUGACAUCUCACUGGACAUGCUCGCCGACGACCCGCUCGAGCCAUCGCCGCUGGACACCUCGCCCGCUCCUACUCCUGCUGAUACUCAGCCUCCUGUGCCGCCACUCCCGCCGCUGGAGGACGAUCCUGCACUCGACGCCGCCCUCGCCGCCAUCGACCUUCCCACCACCGCCGCUGCAGCUGCUCCGGAGCCGAGAGCACCGAGCGGUCCAUCGCUCUCGCGCAAGCAGGACGUUGAUGUUUUGCUUGACGGCCUCGGCGAUCUCGACUGGUAAGCUUGUUACAUGCUGUAAAUGUUUAUGCACGACGAA